Ilex paraguariensis (yerba mate) is the source of this 1152-nucleotide messenger RNA. The record is from the annotation of a GenBank genome assembly. NCBI's taxonomy places the organism in Eukaryota, Viridiplantae, Streptophyta, Magnoliopsida, Aquifoliales, Aquifoliaceae.
AUGGGUGCUGGUGGCAGAAUGUCUGUUCGCCCUGAGGGCAAGAAGUCUAAAACAGACAUCCUCCAGCGAGUUCCAUACUCCAAACCUCCAUUCACACUGGGGGAGGUCAAGAAAGCCAUCCCACCCCAUUGUUUCCAGCGAUCCAUUCCUCGCUCUUUCUCCUAUGUCGUUUACGACUUAGCCAUAGUCUCUCUAUUCUACUACAUUGCCACCAGUUUUAUCCAACUCCUUCCUCACCCUCUCUCCUACCUAGCCUGGCCACUUUAUUGGAUAUGCCAAGGCUGUGUCCUAACCGGUGUUUGGGUCAUAGCCCAUGAGUGUGGCCACCAUGCCUUCAGUGACUAUCAGUGGCUGGAUGACACUGUUGGCCUUAUCCUACACUCCGCUCUCCUUGUCCCAUACUUUUCUUGGAAAUAUAGUCAUCGCCGCCACCAUUCCAACACGGCCUCCCUUGACCGCGAUGAAGUAUUCGUGCCUAAACCCAAGUCGAGCCUAAAAUGGUAUGCCAAAUACAUUAACAACCCACCUGGGAGAGUCCUCACACUCGUCUUGACACUCACUCUAGGCUGGCCUUUGUAUCUUUUAUUCAAUGUUUCUGGCCGGCGUUAUGAUCGCUUUGCAUCGCACUAUGAUCCAUACGGGCCUAUUUACUCGGAUCGUGAGCGUAUUCAGAUAUACCUUUCUGAUGCUGGUGUUCUUGCUGCCACUUGUGGGCUUUAUCGUCUAGUGGCAGCAAAAGGACUAGCUUGGGUUAUCUGUGUUUAUGGAGGUCCAUUACUUGUUGUCAAUGGAUUUCUUGUGUUGAUCACAUUUUUGCAGCAUACUCACCCUUCAUUGCCUCAUUAUGAUUCCUCCGAAUGGGAUUGGUUGAGAGGUGCUUUGGCUACGGUUGACAGAGAUUAUGGGAUUCUAAACAAGGUGUUCCACAAUAUUACCGAUACCCAUGUGGCACACCAUCUCUUCUCGACGAUGCCACAUUAUCAUGCAAUGGAGGCCACAAAGGCGAUCAAGCCAAUAUUGGGAGAUUAUUAUCAAUUCGACGGGACUUCGAUUUUUAAAGCAAUGUGGAGAGAAACAAAGGAAUGCAUUUAUGUUGAGCAAGAGGAUGGUGAGAAGAACAAGGGUGUCUUCUGGUACAAAAACAAGAUUUGA